AACUGGUUGAUUCUCUGCUACCAAAACUGAAAAGAAGAUAAGUUAGAUUGAUUACAGUCGAAAUGGCCCUAGCUCCAAAUUCCGUGAUAGUCCACAACAUGGCUAUCACUUUCCCAUCCCGAAAGCUCGGAACCGUUGAAACCUACCACCGUUAUAAUCAUUCUAAACCCAACUUCCAUUCCUGUUCGCAGUCUCAGCAAGUUAGUCGAAUCGCUACAGCGUCUUGCCUGCCCAGUAGCACUCUCUCUGAUGUUCACUUGCACAGCUCCAAUACUUCCGCCGUUGAUGCCGCUGCUAAUUCUUGGUCAGCAUUUGCUAGAAAUGUUUCUGGGGAAUGGGAUGGGUAUGGAGCAGACUUCACAGGGGAAGGGGUUCCAAUUGAACUUCCAGAGUCUGUUGUACCGGAAGCUUAUAGGGAAUGGGAGGUUAAAGUGUAUGAUUGGCAAACACUGUGUCCUACUCUUGCUGAACCCAAGGAAAAUGUUAUGUUUUACAAAUCAAUAAAACUCCUUCCUACUGUUGGAUGUGAAGCAGAUGCUGCAACACGGUAUAGCAUUGAUGAGAAACAUAUUGGGGGUCCGGAUAAUACAGUUUCUGCCUUUGCAUAUGAUUAUAGAGGAUGUUAUAUUGCUGUCUGGCCAAUUAAAGAUGACGGUACACAUAAGGUGUUGGAGUUGGAGCAUUGCUUGACCAAUCUCAAGGAUUGUGAAUCUCGAGUGAGGAUAAUUCAGACUGUCCGUGUGGAUGGUUUAAAGACUAUUUUGCAGAACAUUAGAAUUUUCUGUGAACAGUGGUAUGGUCCAUUUAGAAACGGUGACCAGCUUGGUGGAUGUGCCAUCUGUGACUCAGGAUUUGCUUCUACAGGUGCACUAGAAGCCUCUGAAAUCAUUGGUGUAUGGCAGGGACCUAAAUUUAUCACUAGUUUCAAUGGUUCUGAGAAUAACUUUCUUCAAGAACUCAAAGAUGAUGGAGUGUUGAGGUCAGUGAGAGAUGAAUGCAACCUUGUUUUGCUUCCCCGGCAAUUAUGGUGUUAUGUGGAAGAAAGUGAAUUUGGUGAAACUUGCCAUGAAGUUGGAUGGCUGUGUGAUGAAGGACGUGCUAUUACAUCAAGAUGCAUCUUUUCAAAUGAGGUGAAGUUAAAGGCAAGUUUGGUACUCCAACUUUCAGAGGUUUUUAAGUUUGUGAUUUUAACGUCUUAUCAAAUAUUGAUUACCAAUGCAAAGGGAGGUCAGCCCUGUGAAUCACUUAUUGUUACAACAUGCUUUAUGUCUAGUAUACAGAAUUCCAUGCUUCUUUCACUAUGGUGGAGGCCUCAUCAAGUUAUGAUACCAUUCAAUCAAAAAUUAAGUUUUCCAACCUGCAUUAUUUUUUGUUCUUUUGGGGGUGGUUGGGAGUGUGGUAUGAAUAAAACAAGCUGGAAAACUUGGUUCUUGGUUAUGGCCAUUCUCUAUAAAGUAUGAACCAGUUUGACCUUGAAACGAACUUACUCUUGUCUCUUUGGCAGGAAAUUUCAAUAGCAAACCAAACUAAAGCCUUGGAAGCUGCAUAGCUAGUGAUGAGUCAAAUUCUGUUUUUGCCGAGGUUCGGGAAACCAGUUUAUUACUCUUGUAAUAUUACUUAACUGUUCAAGAUACAUCAAACAAAUGGUAUUCUAUCUCUACAGAGUUUUGUUUUAUUACAAUUUAGUAUGUAUGUUAUCAAGUCCUGUUAUUGCUGAGGUUCGAGAAACCAUGUUAUUACAAAACAUCACUUAACCGUUCAAGUUAAAUCAGACA
Molecule: messenger RNA, 1775 nt
Organism: Rubroshorea leprosula
Lineage: Eukaryota; Viridiplantae; Streptophyta; Magnoliopsida; Malvales; Dipterocarpaceae
Source: the annotation of a GenBank genome assembly